This is a messenger RNA of Myripristis murdjan (pinecone soldierfish), 3530 nucleotides long. It is a transcript of the gene lratd2a, whose product is annotated as LRAT domain containing 2a. Bases 502 to 1323 code for a protein of 273 amino acids. The record is from RefSeq and is a predicted model, not a curated record. Lineage: Eukaryota; Metazoa; Chordata; Actinopteri; Holocentriformes; Holocentridae. The transcript has a single exon.
AUGCCAAGCCACAGAUCUGCCUUCACACACGCACUCCUCGUCGAGGCAUCGUCGGAUCUCCGCUAUUCAGUGCGGAAGCGAGCUAGCGGACUAGUUUUGUCGGCGGCGUGCUGCGAUAAAUAAAUAACAAGUCAUCACUGCUGCGCGGCGACGCGCUGGAUUGUAAUUCACGCUGUUUUGCUGUAGAUGUGACAGCCGGCGGACGGAACUUUACACUGGGAAACCGCAGGUGAGUCAGGAGAGAGGCUACACCUGCGGGCUAUUUCCCCCCUCGCCGCAUUUUAACCCACUUUGCCUCCCAACUCCACUUGUUGAUAAGCCGCCAACAGGCUGUCAGCGUAUUCAUACCUCAGAGAUACUCAUAUGCGUAAUUUGGAUACGGCUGCAGGAAGUUUUGCUAUGUGUGUGCGCCACGGGCAGAUGGCGGGGGUGAUGUUUGGCGAGUGGUAACACCUCAGCAUCAGAUCGCAUUACAGGCUGCUACCGGGGAGCAGCGGCGGCAUGGGGAACCAGGUGGAUAAGUUGUCACAUUUAAGUUACGCAGAAGUUCCCACGGUGGACCCGAACGGCGUGGACACCGAGGACGGUCCACGCAUCGGCGUGUCUUACAUAUUUUCCAACGACGAUGACGAGCUGGAGGAUGGCAGUGCCGUAGAUGGCACCGAUAAGGACCAGAAUCAGGAAGAGAAGCACUACGACCAGCGCGACGAGGUCGAGUGCGCCGUCUACAACCGAGAUGAAUGCAUUUACGAGAAGAGCGUCAAGUCCAGCGACCUGGAGGCUUACUCCCCGGAGAAUCUAUUGAACAAAUGCAAAGCUGGUGACCUGGUCGAGUUCGUGGCCACCGGCCAGUACCCGCACUGGGCCGUGUACGUGGGAGACUUCCAGGUGGUGCACCUGCACCGAUCCGAGGUGAAGAACAGCUUUUUGACAGAUGCCAGUCAAGGCAGGAGAUGUCGGAUUGUGAACGACCUGUACAAAUUCAAGGCUCUCGGUGCGGACAUGGUGGUGCAGAACGCGAUGGAGCAAGUGGGCUUGAAGGACCGAGAGUUGAGCUGGAGAAAUUCCGAGUGCUUUGCAGCCUGGUGCAGGUUUGGCAAGCGUGAGUUCAAAAUGGGUGGAGAGAUACGGAUAGGCAAACAGCCCUACAGGUUGAAAAUAUUCCUGUCCGACAAACAAGCACACGUGCUGGAGUUUCAGAGUUUAGAGGACAUGAUCAUGGAGAAAAGAAGAAACGACCAUCUUGGCAGGACAGCCGUCUUGCAGGAGCUUGCCAAUCAUUUCAGUGUGGAGGAGAUUAAAAGUGAACCAGGCGCCGAGUGAUUUCUCGUCUAACUGGUUCCCUUUGCAAGCUGACGGUUUUCUUUCAAAUCAUUGCUUUGCAAGUAGAAUAGCUUAACCAGACAUAUUUUUUAUACCUUGCUUUGAUCUAUAGCAAACCUUCACUGUUUCGUUUUUUUGUCGGAAGACUUAAUUGAAGCACAAAUCCCACAAUUUACAAUAGGAUGCUCAUUUUGUCAUCAUGCCUUUUGGUCCCAGUGUUUUCAUAUAGGUCUAUAUCAAAGUUAAUGCCUUAAAGCCACAAUCCUCAAUAUCCCUGGAUGCAUAAUGGCCUUAGCAAUUAUGAAUUCAAUUAUCUGAAAGUAAUUGAACUGAUUCAAUUAAAUGAUAUGCCCAUAGCACCCCCCCUCCAGAGAAUGUAUAGUUGAUAAUUGCCUUACAAGCCUAGUACCGCUGUCUUAACCUGUUGUAAGCCCAUCAGUAAGGGGUGAAUGUUUCUCUGCUCAUAUCCUGUUUGGCGUGCCACUCCUCAGUUUACCCACACAUCAUCAAAGUUUUGCAAGAAGGAUUCUGCCUUUAAGGCUCACUCUUAAACCAGAAUCUGUGGAAAGUGGAAAACAUGUUGUGGAGCUGGCCUGCAUUAAGCCGAACAAAGCAGCGAUUAACUGUACCAGACACUGAAGUCAAGUAAACCCUCAUUCUUUGUCACCUCUGGAUAGUGAGUGUUGUUGUUUAUGCUGUCACAUCCUGUAUGAAGCUGGCCUACACAGUGUUGCAUUAACCACAUACGCACUCAGAAUUCACACCGAUUUCAAGAGUACUCCUCUGAAUGCAUCUGUGGCUGCUGGGUCUUUUGAUUAGCUAGGCUGUGUGCUCUAUCUGCAUUUAUUUUAAAGGGCUAUUUCUCUUAUUUUCAUGUUUUCAGAUGGUUCUUACAUGUUAAGUUUAGUGUGAUGCCUUUAUUCAUACAGAACAAAAUAUGCUUUAUCUAAACUCCGAAUGCAACAAAUGCCCAAAUAGGAAAAAUCGCAUAUGUCUUGGACUUUUCCCCUAUAGAUGUCUAUUUUAAGAUUGGACUUCUACCAUACCAGAAAGAGUUUGCACUCUUUCAUUUCCUGUGGUAAGGCCAGCCAUUAUUAUUAUCAUAAUAAUGAUAGUAAUGCUAAAUGAAUAUGAGAGUCAUAUUUCUUGGUCACUCAUGUACCUCAAUAAAACGAGAGAUUUUACCUAAAUGUACAACGUCAGGGUUGCCUCACUGAUUUGCCUUGAAGCGGUAUAGAUUUUUCUUAUGUUCCCAUGGCCAAAGAAACAAGCCAGUUUCAACGUCUUAGUGUUUACACUAUCUUAGAUUUAAUGUUACAUUUGGAAAUUGCUCUGUGAAGGUGAAAAGCUCUGCUGCUUUCAAUACAGGGACAACCUCCGUUUAUUACAUUAGUUCUCUGUUAUCCUGUUGACAAGGAAUAAUAGUCUAAUUGGUUUAGUAAAAGCCUCAAUCUGGAUUUUUGAAUCUGUAAAUGAGGGGCAUAAAGUAAGCUUUUAGCAAGAUGUUUUUUUUUUUUUGUCCCAUUAGCAUUUUAUUUACAAGCUCAUUUCGUUGCAGUGUGUUAAUACAAAGCAGACUUAAUGCUGUGGGUAUGAAGAUUAAUUUCUGUUAUAAUGCCAGAGGAGUGGUGUCUGCCAUGACUUCAUAUAGUAGCAUCAGAAGCAGCAUGCGUAAGAUAUGACCAAACCUCUGUUUUGCCAAGAGGUGUAAUGGAGACACAGGUGUUAAGAAAUGUAACACAGGUAUAACACUGGCAAUAAUGUCUUUAGGUGCAGUGGACAGGUAGUGUUGGCUUAUAGACCCCACCUGUGCUACACUAGACACUGUGACACAGGGUAUCUAUUGUGCUUUGGCCAGUUAUACAACUGUAUAAUCAGCAUAGUAACUCUAAAAACAUGGAUUCAUACUUACAUUUAUCCAGACUGUUUUGUUUUGUUUUGUUUUGUUGUAAUUCUCACCACGCAGUGUGAUCCCAUCGUGUUAUUAUUGUCUAAUAAGAUAUGCAGCCUUUCUAAGCUGUUCUUCACAAAAUCUAUCUUCAUAUUUAUGCAAUGUUUUAUUAGUUAUGAGGCCUAUUCUUGCCUUUAUGAGAAAACAAUCAGAAGGAUGAUGUUGGUUUCCAAUUCACGGCUUCUCAUUUGUGCGUUAAGGGAGAAUGUCGGGGGUAAACUAUUAAAUUAAAGCUAUAUGUGCAUACAUCUUGUGA